GGCGUCGCUGCUUCCAUAUGCAGAGGCCCCAGGCUGUCCCUCAAAUCCAACGGCCCACAUUUGUUGUCUUCCUUCUUAUAACCCCUCCCCCUUCUCCACAUUCAAAGAGUCCCCCCUCCUCCACACCUGCCUGCUUCAAAUCAAAGUCCCCAUCUUUGGUUUGGCCUCUCUCUCCUCUCUCAGCCCCUCCUCCUCGUCCCUUCCCGACAGGUAGAAGAAAAUGGCAGACUCAGAGGAUAUUCAGCCACUCGUUUGCGACAAUGGAACUGGGAUGGUCAAGGCUGGAUUUGCUGGAGAUGAUGCUCCGCGUGCCGUGUUCCCCAGCAUUGUGGGACGCCCCCGUCACACCGGUGUGAUGGUGGGAAUGGGACAGAAGGACGCGUAUGUUGGUGACGAGGCCCAGUCAAAGAGAGGUAUCCUGACCCUGAAGUACCCGAUCGAGCAUGGGAUUGUGAGCAACUGGGAUGACAUGGAGAAGAUCUGGCAUCACACCUUCUACAAUGAGCUCCGUGUCGCCCCAGAGGAGCACCCUGUCCUCCUCACGGAGGCUCCUCUCAACCCAAAGGCCAAUCGUGAGAAGAUGACCCAGAUCAUGUUUGAGACCUUCAACACUCCUGCUAUGUACGUCGCCAUCCAGGCCGUGCUUUCCCUGUAUGCCAGUGGUCGUACAACAGGUAUCGUGUUGGAUUCUGGGGAUGGUGUGAGCCACACAGUGCCCAUCUAUGAGGGGUACGCUCUCCCCCAUGCAAUCCUCAGGCUUGACCUCGCAGGACGGGACCUCACUGAUCACCUGAUGAAGAUCCUGACAGAGAGGGGCUACUCCUUCACAACCACAGCUGAGCGGGAAAUUGUUAGGGACAUGAAGGAAAAGCUUUCCUACAUUGCCCUCGACUACGAGCAGGAGCUCGAGACCGGCAAGUCCAGCUCCUCAGUGGAGAAGACCUAUGAGUUGCCUGAUGGGCAGGUGAUCACCAUCGGAGCAGAGAGGUUCCGCUGCCCUGAGGUCCUCUUCCAGCCCUCAAUGAUCGGGAUGGAAGCUGCGGGUAUCCACGAGACCACCUACAACUCCAUCAUGAAGUGUGACGUGGAUAUCAGGAAGGAUCUCUAUGGAAACAUUGUGCUCAGUGGUGGGUCCACUAUGUUCCCGGGCAUUGCUGAUAGGAUGAGCAAGGAGAUUUCUGCCCUGGCACCGAGCAGCAUGAAGAUCAAGGUGGUCGCCCCACCUGAGAGGAAAUACAGUGUCUGGAUCGGUGGAUCUAUCUUGGCUUCUCUCAGCACCUUCCAACAGAUGUGGAUUGCGAAGGCAGAGUACGAUGAGUCGGGACCAUCAAUAGUGCACAGAAAAUGCUUCUAAGCAAAAAAGAAUCUGGCGAUGCUGAGAAUAGGGGGGAUUCCGGCUGGGGAAGAAAGAGGAAGAAGCACUUGUCACUGUCAAAGAAGCUGCAACCUUUGCAGAUUCUUUCUUUUCUAGCUUCUUUUUUUUUUUUUGUUUUCUUUAUGAUGCUUCUUUUGCUUAUAUUAUUUCUCUCUCAUGUUGGAGUGAUGAUGUCGAUUAUAUAUAAUUGACUUUUCAGAUGGGAUGAGGAUUUGAUUUGCUGCCAUAAAAUGGUCCAAAUUCUUUGAUUGCUAAA
Molecule: messenger RNA, 1631 nt
Organism: Punica granatum (pomegranate)
Lineage: Eukaryota; Viridiplantae; Streptophyta; Magnoliopsida; Myrtales; Lythraceae
Source: RefSeq, a predicted model, not a curated record